CUCUGGACAGGUAGUCCUCAGCUCUGCGGACAGCCAGGUGAGCAGCGGACAGGGAAGCUCAUCACACUUACACCGUGUGAGACAGGACCCGCCCAGGUAGCUGUGCAGGAAAGAGAGCCGACAGAUGCCACCAGAGGUCUGUGAUGGAAGGAUGGACCGUGGGUCACGUUGACAAUAAAAUAACACUACAGGCCUUCAAAGGACAAUUUACUCUUCUGUGACAUGGCCACAGCAGUAGAAACCCCAUGGGAAUCCGACAGCACAGCAGUCCUAUAAUAAGCAGCUCGUGGUGAUGUUGACAAACCGGACACCAGCAAGUGAAGAUCUGAAGUAAAAUAGUAUUUAUGGGACUUAACCACGUGAUGCGGCUGUUUCCAUGUGCAAUUUUCUCCUCGGUGACACAGUAUCACUUUGAGCCCGGAGUCAGGGCAGGUGUCAGCCCGGCUGCUGACAGAGGGGCGGGAGCAGUGGCUCAGGUGACUGGAGCCAAACUCUCACCCCCCUGGGGGGGGGGGGACAAGCCGUCACCUGCUGGUGACAGAGGCGAGCAGCUUGCGCUCGCGGCGGAGCCUCAGUCGCAUCCAGGCGCUCACCGAGACAGCGGCGGCGGCCAGAUGUGUCAUGGCCGGACGUCUUGUUGACACGUGUAUGGCACCAUUUCGAGGCGACCUUGUGUUUGUUCGAUAAAAAAACAAAACAAAAACAAAAACCAAACCAAACGAAAGGAAACAAAGCAAAAACAAACCACUGCACUUAUCCAGAAGGUGUGACUGAAUUUACAACUGUUAAUGGAUCGGCUGGACGCAUGGGGCUUCAAGUCGAAGAGAAUGGACCUGGGGGAGGAUUUCUACUUCGACUACGGAGCGGAGGAAAUAACAGAUUACCAGGACCCCAGCGAACUUGUGGCUGCUUUGAAACAAAAGGAGGAAGAGGUUAUUUUGGCAGCCCAGCUGGGAAACGCAUUGCUCCUGGAAAACCGUCAGUUGAAAGAGCAGGGCGAAAAACUUCAUGAACAGUACGCGGACAAGCUGGAGGAGCUAGAGCAGGGCAGGCAUGAGCUGCGGCUGAAGCUGGAGGCCUGCCAGUCCCAGUGGGAGAGCCAGGUGGGGGACCUGGAGAGGGAUGCGAGGGAGCUGAGCGGCCAGGUGGAGCGGCUCACUCAGGCGCUCGGUGAGGCCGAGAGGGACAAGAGUCGAGCCUGGCUGGAGCACAGCGAGCACACACAGCGACUCAGGGAGGAGCUCAGUGCAGCAAUGGAGGUGGAGAGGGCCAUGUCCAGCGAGCUGCAGGCUCUAAAACAGGAGCUCCAACAAAAGGGAAGCCACAACAGGCCGCAGGAUGAGGAGCUGAUCAGUGCCAUGAGGGAGCAGGUGUUGCGUCUCACCCAGAAGGAACAGGUGCUGGAGGAGCGUUUGGAGAGUGUGUCUCAAGAAAACACUGAGCUGAGGGCAAGUUUGGCCUCUUUACACACACGUCUGACUCUGCAUGACCAACUCAACGAGCAGCACAGUCAACAGCUAGCCGAGGCGUGGCAGGAGUUGGAGGUGGCACGGGGUCGCUCACAGCAGCUGCAGGCCCAGGUGGAGGAACUUCAGGAGGAGGUGUCCCUGCAGGAAACCAGGAGCCACGGAGACGCCUCCCUGCUGUCUGAGCUGGAGAGCAGCCUGGAGACCGCAGGGCUGGGAGUCAGCAAAGAAGAGAUAACGCAAGAAAUGGGGUCCAUCCUUCAGUUACUACUCCCACUGACCCAGGAACUGAACAGCUCAGGGAGGUCAGAGGCCCUGGAUCAACAGGGGGACCUGCUGGUCCUGCUGCACCAGCUGAAGAGAGUAGCCCAAACCCUGGCACAGGGAUCCAGCCCUCAGUUCCAGGAGCUGAAUCGGGCUUUUGUGGACAGGACGGGUGAUCAGUGUGGGAAUACGAGCACAGCACAGGAGCUGAGAGAUCAGCACGUCCAGCUGCAGCGGGAAAACGCUGAGUUGAGACAGAAGCUGCAGAGCGCACAGGAACAAGCUGAAGUCGUCCAACAGGCCAUCAGAGACAGAGAUGAAGCCAUUGCCAAGAAAAACCUGAUGGAGGUGGAGUUGGUGAGAAGUAAAAAUGAUAUGAUGUCUCUGAACAACCAGUUAUUAGAAGCCAUCCAACGUAAACUGGAACUGUCACAGGAGCUGGAGGCCUGGCAGGACGACAUCCAGAUCAUCAUCAACCAGCAGCUCAGGUCCCAGCAGCAGUCGGAGCAGCCGCAGAAGAAGCCCACCUCCAACAGCAUGUCAUUCUUCCGCAGGCCCAGCAGGGCGACCUCCACCUGGACACGCCAGCCGUCCUCCUCCUCCUCAACCUGGAGUUCAGACGCCAAUCAGGUCAAAACCCAGUCCCCCUGGAGGGACUGGUUAAGACGCGGCAAAGGGGUGCAGUAUGGCAAAUGAUGGACGCUGAGUGCUACAGGUACUCUCAUGAGUGCUAAGAAGAGGACGUGCCAGGAGGAGAGGACAGAGGGAAGUCACAAGUAAACCUCCCUGUACAUCAUGUUUAGUGCAAAAAGAGCCAUAAAAAAACCUUUUAAUUCAGUGAUAAACAACGGAGCCACUACGGACAAAGACUUGUCAAACAGACACUUACCGAAACACAUUCCACUGAGAGGCUGAGCCUUCCUAAAACCUAAACUGUGACAACUUGGAGCACUAGCAUGUUCACAGAAUUACUUUCAAAGGUUUGCUUGAGACUGUAAAUAUUGUGCCCUUAUUUUUUAAUAUUGUGAAUGUCUUUCUGUCUGAAACUUUAUAUUGUAUACUAUACAUAAUACUGUAGGUGUAGAUAAGUACUUGUUUGGAUUAUUUAACUUCACAGGUCAAAGAGAAAAAAGGACAGUCAGAAAAUAAAUGAUCAAACAGUUAAUGUCUAACUGUACUGAAUUUUGUCUUUGCAUACUAAGUUGGAUGUGAGAAGUUAGAGGUAAAAAAAAAAAAGUUGAUUGUAUAAGAAACAUGUACACUGAGAAAGCUGUUAUUUUUUUAUAAUUUCAUUUUUUUGGUUUUUCAUAAAAAGCCAACUAUGUUCUCUGAAUGAUGACUUGGUGUGGACAUAUUACACAAGUGUCUUUGUAUAGCAGACACAUGUGCUGUACAUGUAUGUUCUGAGACUCACUGUUCAAUAUUGAAACUGCUUUAUUUCCAACUGUCUUGUUUCCUGAGCUGUCUGACUGACCACAUCGGGAAUGAUCGCUGGAAAAUUUCAUAAAACAACAAAUAAUCCUUUCGGGUUUUUGAGUGUUGUGUUCUGAAUAUUAAUAUGAUAAACUGACAACGGCUAAAUCAGGCAGCUGCUCGACCAGUGACAAGAAACAUCUAAAGAUGUUACGUUAGAAAAGCAGCAGUUGUUUACACAGGGUGACCUUGUAGAAAAGUAGUAGUUUCUCAGUCUUGUAACCUUUUCUUUUCUUGUCCUACUUUGUCUUUUUAAGAGAAUUUGACCAGGGAAAGUCAGUAGAAUAGAGACCUGAAAAACGUCUUCAAUUUAGGGAGUUAAAAUGGAUUUUCUCUUGUACAAUAUCAAAAUGCAUCACUGGCUCCAGGAUGACCAUACACUGAACUUCUUUAACAAAUGCACAAAUCAAAAAGAAGUGUCUGCAGUGUCCAAAGUAUUUAGUACAAAUACUGUACUCAUUGUACAGAGGCUUUAGAAAGUAUUUAUUGUGCGAAAUCGACUUUGUCUUCAAUCGACACACUAGAUAUACACACGUAGUAAUCAGAACUAAAAUAUCAGAUUUUGACAAAAUUAUUGAAAAGGAAUUGCAGAACUCUCAUUUACAGGGUUUGAGUUAAUUUUUUGCUGCCUUGUAGCAUAAAGUGGCCAUAACAUACUGUUUUCAAAGGGGACUGAUAAGGUUAAGAUCAGUAGCAGCGAUGCAAUGAUUACUUCACCAGGUGCUACAAAAUGCACAUUCAGAAAAAAUAGGCCUUGCGUUCUGGGUCCUGAGCAGUCAUUUCAGUAAUGAGAAGAUAGAAACUGCAUGAUCAUGUGAGAAGUGGUUGGAUUAUGGAAAAAGUUUCAUGACAGAGAGCCAAGCAAGAGAUCAUUUUCCAGAACAUCAUACAUCAUUUUUCAAAUAAAA
Messenger RNA from Xiphias gladius (swordfish), 4111 nucleotides. RefSeq names its product BICD family-like cargo adapter 1. The record is from RefSeq and is a predicted model, not a curated record. NCBI's taxonomy places the organism in Eukaryota, Metazoa, Chordata, Actinopteri, Istiophoriformes, Xiphiidae. Gene Ontology annotation, biological process: vesicle transport along microtubule; Golgi to secretory granule transport. The transcript has 13 exons. Bases 789 to 2426 code for a protein of 545 amino acids.